CGCUAAUAAAAGGAACAGAAAGAUGGAUAAACUUGUCGGAAUUACUGCUACUACUCUCACUUGUUCGCAUUCAAAACGAUUUUCUGUAGGUCCACCAAUCCUUCCUCCUCCACAAGAUCUUACAUCUGUCUUCACUUUCCUAAAGCCACUCUUCAUUCAAACUUCCAUAUACCUCCUGAUUUUCGUCACUGCACUGUUUAUAUAUACUUACUACUACCUGUUGUGUAAUUGAGUUCAGUUUGGUGAUCUAGUUUUGUGCAUUUUGGAGAAAGGGUGAUUAUGCGAUCGAUGUCGAUACCGAAGGAGCCGGAGCAAGUGAUGAAACGGAGAGAUGGAUCGGUUUUGGGGAAGAAAACGAUUCUGAAAAGUGAUCAUUUUCCAGGUUGCCAGAACAAACGAUUGUCUCCUCACAUUGACGGUGCUCCUAAUUAUCGCAAGGCCGACUCUUUGCAUGUUCAUGGUGUUGCUAUUCCAACAGUUGAAGGCAUCCAAAAUGUUCUCGACCAUAUUGGAGCUCAACUGAGUGGAAAGAAGACUCACAUUCUCUGGUUUAAUCUUCGUGAGGAACCGGUGAUAUAUAUUAAUGGACGCCCGUUUGUCUUGCGUGAAGUAGAAAGGCCCUUCUCUAAUCUCGAAUAUACGGGAAUUAAUAGGAAAAGAGUGGAGCAAAUGGAGGAUCGCUUGAAAGAAGAUGUUCUGCUAGAAGCUGCAAGAUAUGGAAAUAAGAUCCUUGUAACUGAUGAGCUUCCUGAUGGUCAGAUGGUGGAUCAAUGGGAACCAGUAACAUAUGAUUCUGUGAAAACACCCUUACAGGUGUACGAGGAACUGCAAUCAAAAGAGUACCUUGUCGAAUAUGAACGUGUUCCUAUUACAGACGAAAAAUCACCUAAAGAGCUGGAUUUUGAUAUUCUUGUUCUUAGAAUUUCUCAAGCUGAUGUGAAGACACAGAUUAUAUUUAAUUGUCAAAUGGGACGUGGGCGAACAACCACAGGAAUGGUGAUUGCUACAUUGGUGUACCUUAAUCGAAUAGGGGCUUCUGGAAUCCCGAGGAGCAAUUCCAUUGGUAGAGUUUCUGACUGCAUCUCUAAUCUGAAUGACACAUUAGCAAACUCAGAGGAGGCAAUUCGUAGAGGGGAAUAUGCUGUAAUUAGAAGCUUGAUACGGGUAUUAGAGGGCGGUGUCGAAGGCAAAAGACAAGUGGAUAAAGUCAUAGACAAAUGUUCCUCUAUGCAGAAUUUACGUGAAGCUAUUGCCAUCUAUCGCAAUAGCAUUUUGCGCCAACCUGAUGAGAUGAAGAAAGAGGCAGCACUUUCGUUUUUUGUGGAGUACUUAGAAAGAUAUUACUUCCUCAUAUGUUUUGCUGUGUAUCUCCAUACACAACGAGAUGCACUUUUUUCUACUCUCCCUGCUCAUUGCAGCUUUAGUGAUUGGAUGAAAGCAAGACCGGAGUUGUAUAGUAUAAUCCGCCGGUUGCUAAGGAGAGACCCAAUGGGAGCACUUGGCUAUACGAGCAAACCUUCUCUUGAUAAAUUAGUUGACACUGCGGAUAGUCGCCCUUCUGAGAUGGGGCAAGUAGCAGCUUUGAGGAACGGAGAGGUUCUUGGACCUCAAACUGUUCUUAAGAGUGACCACUGUCCUGGCUGUCAACAUCCUGGCUUGCCAGAAAUAUUAGAAGGUGCUCCUAACUUUAGAGAAAUUCCAGGAUUUCCUGUGUAUGGUGUUGCAAAUCCAACUGUUUGUGGGAUUCGAUCUGUAAUUCAAAGGAUUGGUAGCUCCAAAGGUGGACGUCCAGUUUUCUGGCACAAUAUGAGAGAAGAACCUGUUAUUUACAUCAAUGGAAAACCAUUUGUGCUCCGUGAGGUUGAAAGGCCAUUAAAAAAUAUGCUUGAAUACACGGGGAUUGAUCGUGAAAGAGUGGAAAAAAUGGAAGCUCGAUUAAAGGAUGACAUUAUGCGAGAAGCUGACCGUUAUCAAGGAGCAAUAAUGGUUAUUCAUGAAACUGAUGACGGUCAAAUAUUUGAUGCUUGGGAACAUGUGAGCUCUGAUGCAGUUCAAACUCCCGUCGAGGUCUUUAAGUGCUUGGAGGCUGAUGGUUUUCCUAUAAAGUAUGCUCGUGUUCCAAUCACUGAUGGCAAAGCUCCCAAAAGUUCUGACUUCGAUGUAUUGUCUUUUAAUAUAGCAUCUGCUUCCAAGGAUACUGCUUUUGUCUUUAAUUGCCAGAUGGGUAUAGGGAGGACUACUACUGGAACUGUAACUGCAUGCCUUUUGAAAUUACGUAUUGAUUGUGGGAGACCCAUUAGAGUAUUGCAUGAUGCAUCAAAUCUUGAUUUAGGUGGUGGUAUGUCAAGCGGUGAUGAAAGUGAAGGCCAAGCCCAUCCACCUGCAUCAUUAGUAUUGAAAAGUAGACCUCAAACACAUACAAAUGACACAUUUGGGAUAAAUGACAUCCUGUUGCUCUCGAAAAUAACAAGAUUGUUUGAUAAUGGGGUGGAAUGCCGAGAGGCCUUAGAUGCUAUUAUUGAUCGAUGUUCAGCUCUGCAGAACAUACGCCAAGCAGUCUUGCAAUACAGAGAGUUGUUUAAUCAGCAGCAUAAUGAGCCUAGAGAAAGAAAAGUAGCACUAAAUCGUGGUGCUGAAUACUUGGAAAGAUAUUUUCGUUUGAUUGCUUUUGCUGCAUAUCUUGGCAGCGAAGCAUUUGAUGGAUUUUGUGGACAAGGCGAAUCGAGGAUGUCAUUCAAAGAUUGGCUGCACAAGAGGCCGGAGGUUCAAGCAAUGAAGUGGUCAAUUAGAUUAAGGCCUGGGAGAUUCUUUACCAUCCCUGAGGAACUAAGAGCUCCCCAUGAGUCACAGCACGGAGAUGCUGUUAUGGAAGCUAUUGUGAAAGAUCGGAAUGGCUCUGUUCUUGGAAAAGGGUCUAUUCUCAAGAGGUACUUCUUUCCUGGCCAAAGAACUUCAAGUCACAUACAAAUUCACGGUGCUCCUCAUGUUUACAAGGUUGAUGGAUACUCCAUUUAUAGCAUGGCAACACCUACAAUUGCUGGUGCAAAGGAGAUGUUAACUUACCUUGGUGCAAAGCAGACGUCAAAAGAAGGAUUUGCUAAAAGAGUAAUUUUAACUGAUCUGAGAGAAGAGGCUGUUGUUUAUAUCAAUGGAACACCUUUUGUUCUUAGAGAAUUGAAUAAGCCUGUUGAAUCCUUGAAGCAUGUAGGAAUCACUGGUCCAUUGGUGGAACACUUGGAGGCACGGUUAAAAGAUGACAUCCAAUGUGAGAUUAGACAAUCUGGUGGUAGGAUGCUUUUGCAUCGUGAAGAGUAUAGCCCAACUUCAAAUCAAGUUAGUAUCAUUGGAUAUUGGGAGAACAUAUUCGUAGAUGAUGUUAAGACUCCUGCUGAGGUAUAUGCAAGCCUGAAGUAUGAAGGGUAUGACAUGACCUAUAGGAGGAUACCAUUGACUAGAGAGAAAGAAGCGCUGUCUUCGGAUAUUGAUGCUAUCCAAUACUGUACAGAUGAUGCUGCAGGAUCUUACCUUUUUGUAUCACACACUGGAUUUGGAGGGAUUGCUUAUGCAAUGGCUAUUAUUUGUUUAAGGCUUGAAGUUGAGGCUAAGUUGUCAUUAGAUAUUCAUCGACCAUUGGAAAGUACUGUUCUUCCAUGUCCACCUCUAGAGAAUUUCAAUGUUCAAAUUUCUGAUGAAGAAGCACGGAGAAUGGGUGACUAUCGGGACAUAUUAAGCCUCACUAGGGUUCUUGUGCACGGGCCUGAGAGUAAGACAGAUGUUGAUGCUUUAAUAGAAAGGUGUGCAGGUGCAGGUCAUUUACGAGAAGAUAUAGUUCAAUAUUCACAGGAGCUGGAAAGGAACUUAGAUGGAGAUGAAGAACGUCGAGCAUACCUCAUGGAUAUGGGCAUUAGAGCUUUAAGGCGAUAUUUUUUCCUGAUCACAUUUAGAUCCUAUCUUUACUGCUGUUCUCCAGAUGAGAUAACAUUUAGUGAAUGGAUGGACGCAAGACCUGAGCUUGGCCACCUGUGUGAUAACCUUAGAAUUGACAUAUAAUGAGGAUAAUGUCAACACGUCUUCUGUGUGCAUAUCUACAAACUCGCAGAGAUUUGGAAUAAAGUUGAUCGGAUUGAGAAGUUGCUGAUUUAUCGUUUUUCGAAAGGAGCUGAUAGCUAUAGCACGUAAUUCGGUCAGAACAUAGAUGGCCGUGCUGCAGCCAAGCAAAGAGGACACAAAUUGCUAGACUGAAGCAACAGAAGUCAAGAUGAUUUGAAAGAACUAUUGCCAUGUGUAACAUAAGGAAACUUUGUAGGUUAAGGUGGGUCAAAGUUGCUAGUUAAGGAAUAUUUCAGUACUCUAGUGAUCAAACUGUAAAGUUAGUUCCGAGCCGAUGUAUGUGUAUACUAGCUUUUCUGUGUAUAUGCAGAGAAAUAUAAAGUAGCAUCCUAGUUGCAGAUGUAUUGACAUGUUGCGUGUUAAUAACUAUUGACAUGUAUAGAAGCUGCUUC
This is a messenger RNA of Lycium ferocissimum, 4502 nucleotides long. RefSeq lists its product as uncharacterized. The record is from RefSeq and is a predicted model, not a curated record. The transcript is spliced from 19 exons. The coding region runs from base 280 to 4050 and encodes 1256 amino acids. Lineage: Eukaryota; Viridiplantae; Streptophyta; Magnoliopsida; Solanales; Solanaceae.